Messenger RNA from Clonostachys rhizophaga, 942 nucleotides. The record is from the annotation of a GenBank genome assembly. Lineage: Eukaryota; Fungi; Ascomycota; Sordariomycetes; Hypocreales; Bionectriaceae.
AUGUCGUGGGCGCCGCAGUCCUCUUCCGCACUCGUUGUGCAAGCCCUCCGUCGCGGGGACCAUGAACCCGUACCCCAGCAGCAGCUCCGCGUUCGUCUUCAUGCUGUAGUUGUUGAACACCUGCUCGCCCGCCCCGUGGCUCCUGCCCACCCUCAGCUCGCAGGCGUCCUUGCCGCCGCCGCCGCCGCCCUGCCUGAGCUCCCAGCGCGCCUCGACCGUCAUGUCGUGGUUCCCGAUGUCAAAGAGCGGCAGCAGAACGGAGAAGUCGUCCAUCCCGACGCCUUGGGGGAGGGUCUCGGCCGCCGCCGGCGAGAGCACGAGGCUGGGCCUGAAGCUCCGGCUCGAGAAGAUGCAGUACGCCCACUGGUACAGCUGCACAGUUGCAGCGCGGACAAAGUCCCCUUCCUUCUCGGCGUGGUGCAGUUUCAGCAGGGCCGUGACGUCCUCGUACUCCCUCUUCACGUCGCGCCGGAUCUUCUCCAGCCCGACCUCGACAAGGGCGCCAGCGCCCAGCUCGCCUUCUCGUCUGGCUGCGGCAGGGCCUGGAUGUACGGCCACCAGAACGAGUCCCUGCCGCGGAGGUACUCCCUGACAAGAAACAAACGGCCCACGACGUGCGGCGGCGUCCUGGAGACGAGCUCCGGGUGGAAGCAGCCCUGCGAGACGGCAUUGAGGUACGACAGCGAGAGGGACGUCGGCAGGCUCACGACCGUCUCCCAGGCGGGGAGGGCAUGCCCGUCCUUGACACGGAACGAGAAGCCCGUGACGGGGUCGUCAUGGACCUCGAGAUGGUUGUUCAAGACGGCCCCGUGGCUCGAAGCCCAUUGGACCAAAGUGGCGAUUCGAGGGUCGGCAGCCAUUGGGGAUGUGGUUCUCAGCAAGAUCUGCACAUUCGCUCUCCAACACGAAGGUUCCAGGGCUCACUCAACUGACUCCAAAUGA